Cricetulus griseus (Chinese hamster) is the source of this 915-nucleotide messenger RNA. Lineage: Eukaryota; Metazoa; Chordata; Mammalia; Rodentia; Cricetidae. The record is from RefSeq and is a predicted model, not a curated record.
AUGGGGACAGCAGUGCUGUCUGCCACCCUCCUGCUGCUCUUGCUACUCCAGGCUCUGACCCAGACCAAGACCCAGACUGGCUCACACUCCAUGCGGUAUUUUGUAACCACCACUGCAUCUAUAAUGGGUCUCGGAGAUCCCCAAGUCUUCAUCGUUGGCUAUGUGGACGACACUCAAUUCCUGCGCUUUGACAGUGAGGCAGCUACUAAAGUGGAGCCCCGUGUACCAUGGGCGAAGCAAAUGGGGUCCAAUUAUUGGAAGUGGGAGAGAAAGGGUAUGGAGCAUUAUUCGCACACGGCCCGAGAAAACCUGCGAUUUGCACUCCAGAUCUAUAACCAGAGCGAUGACGGAUCUCAUACCUUCCAGUGUUUGAUUGGUUGUGACGUGGGUCCAGACAGAAUCUUCCUCCGCGGGCACAAUAGGCAUGCCUUUGAUGGCCGCGAUUACAUCAGCCUGAACGAGGACAUGAGAACUUGGACUGUGGCAGACAAGACAGCUCAGAUCACCCAGCGGCAGUGGGAGGCAAAAAAUGUAGCAGAACACUGGAGGAUCUUCUUUGAGGGCUGGUGCUUUGCUUGGCUACUCGGGCACCUGGAGCUAGGGAAGGAUAUUCUGCAGCGCUCAGAUCCUCCAAAAGCACAUGUAACCCAUCACCCUACACCUGAAGGUGAUGUCACCUUGAAGUGCUGGGCCCUGGGAUUCUACCCAGCUGAGAUCACCCUGACCUGGCAGAGGGAUGGAAAAGACCAGACCCAGGACAUGGAGGUGAUGGACACCAGGCCUGCAGGAGAUGGAAGCUUCCAGAAGUGGGCAGCUGUGGUGGUGCCUUCUGGGGAGGAGCAGAGAUACACAUGCCAUGUGCAGCAUGAGGGUCUGCCUGAGCCCCUCAUCCUGAGAUGGGGUAAGGAGGUGUAG